Messenger RNA from Mucor velutinosus, 1347 nucleotides. RefSeq lists its product as uncharacterized. The coding region runs from base 1 to 1347 and encodes 448 amino acids. NCBI's taxonomy places the organism in Eukaryota, Fungi, Mucoromycota, Mucoromycetes, Mucorales, Mucoraceae. The transcript has 3 exons. The record is from RefSeq and is a predicted model, not a curated record.
AUGUCGAAUAAUAAGACCAACUCCCUCAGAUGCCCGCAUUGUCGACAAAGUAGAGGACAAUUACCGCAAGGGGAUGACAUUAUUUUCUGCGUGAAUUGCGAAAAUGCUUAUCUGGAAGACCAAGGCGAGAGCUUAUCUUCUCUGCCACAAACAGACGAUGAAUUCUUGCCAUCCCAGGGAUCAGAUGAAGAAGUUGACGAAAAGCCAGAGGAAUCAGACAAAGACGAAGACGAUCAAAACGAUGCAACCGAUGAUGACAAGGACGACGAGGAUGAAUUCAUUUUACUACCACCAAGAGACGACGUAUUUGAGCCAUCGGAAGAAUCAGAUGACGACGUAGACGCAAAAUCAAAAGAAUCAGAUAGACUCAAUGUAUUUAGUGACCCAGAAGAUUCUGACACUCAUGUCAAAUCAACAGCUAGAUCGACCUCAAAAUCAAAAUCAAAGUUAAAAGAAAAGAACCCCACCAAAUCAAAGCGCAAAACCACCAAACGAAAUUCCAAGACAACUCCAAAAGUGAGCACAAAACUGCCCAGCAUCUUUAGUGAUGAUAUUUUACCCAACGCCAAACCACGAACAGAAGAUGCACCCGAAAAUGAUGAAUUGGAAUUUUCUGAUUUAUCUGACGAAGGAGGUGUCAAUGAUUACCAGUAUAUACCUGGAAGCCAACAGAGCAAAGUACGAAAGAGAAGGCGAGUCAGAAAACAAACUAGCACAAGCGAAUCCGAUACUGACGAUGAGGAGGAGGAAGAAAUCAUUACGGUAUUCAAGAGGGGCAGCAAAGAUUCACAUGCCACAAGAGAAUAUGCCAGGAAUAAUUUCAAGACAGCCAUGCCACUCAAGCAGUAUAGUACGUUUGCGCAGUUCAACAAGGUGAUGCGAGGCAAGCUAGCGAAAGAGCACAAGAAAGCUAUCGACUCCAGUGGCGAGCCUCAAAAGCAACUCAGUCGAUUGGUAGCUGACGCAUGGAAAGCAAUGCCAAAGACAGAGAAGGACAAAUUCAAGCAAAAACUGAACGAUGAAAAGGUACAUAUAAGCAGCGUAGCCCGACAAAAACCCUCAAGACCUAGUGGCAAUGGGUACAUUCUAUACUCAAAGAUCAAACUACCAGAGGUGAAAGCAGAAUAUCCGCAAAUAAAGACAAUCAGAGACCUCAGUGCUAUUGUGAGUAAGCAUUGGAAAGAGCUAGAUGACGAUGCAAGAGAGGGCUACAAGGCAAAAGCCAAACAAGAACGAGAGGAUUGGAUAAAGGCAAACCCUGAACAACAUCAGCAAUACAUGGACAAAAUGACAAGCAGAAUUAGAGCAACGAAAAAAGCGCGCCGGGAUAAGAAACAAGGCGCCUAA